AUGAGGGACUUAUCAUCAAUUCAGUCACUUGUUGCCAACACGGGCCCUUUCAAUGAAUAUCUGGAUAUUUAUUCCCCAAAAGACUCGUUCGAAGCACUUGAGUCGAGUAAAAUUCUCGUUAUUGGAGCUGGAGGUUUAGGCUGUGAAAUUCUCAAGAACUUAUCCAUGACUGGUUUCAAGGAUAUACAUAUUAUAGAUAUGGAUACUAUUGAUUUGAGCAACUUGAAUCGUCAGUUUCUUUUUCGUCAUGCCGACAUUGGCAAGAGCAAAGCUGAGGUUGCUACAAAGUAUAUCCUCGAAAGGAUUGGCAACCCUGACUUGAAAAUAACGCCUCAUUUCCAAAAGAUUCAGGAUAUGAAUCUAGAUUUUUAUCGAAGUUUUCAGGUUAUUAUUAGCGGACUAGACUCAAUUGAAGCAAGAAGGUGGAUCAACUCGACAUUAUACGGGUUGGCACAAGAUCAAAACUUGAUCAUCCCCUUGGUGGAUGGGGGUACUGAAGGAUUUCGUGGGCAAAGCAGGGUGAUAAUACCGACAUUGACUUCGUGUUUUGAGUGCUCUUUGGAUUUGCUUAGCACACAGGUAGCUUACCCAGUAUGUACAAUUGCAAAUACACCUCGGGUACCCGAGCAUUGCAUUGAGUGGGCAAGUCAAUUGGAAUGGAAUAAGCAGUUUCCGGGAAAAAAAUUUGAUGCUGAUGACCCUGACCAAGUCGAGUGGAUGUACCAGACUGCAAGGACUCGGGCAGCAGAGUUUGGCAUUGACGGAGUGACAAAAAGCUUAACGUUGGGUGUUGUCAAGAAUAUAAUACCAGCAAUUGCAUCCACAAACGCCAUUAUUGCUGCCAGUUGUUGCAACGAAGUUUUCAAAAUUAUCACCAACGUAAAUCCGAUUUUGGACAACUACAUGAUGUAUUCAGGAGAUGAUUCCAUAUUCACCUACACAUACUCAUACACAAGGAAACAAAAUUGCGCCGUAUGUGGAACCAUUGCCAAAACUGUCGCUGUUCAAAAGUGGUGGACACUACAGCAAUUUAUUCACGAAAUCAAAUCCAAGCAAGAAAUUCAAAUGACAAACCCCAGCUUGACUGGUGGUGACAAGUAUCUUUACAUGUCAAGCCCUCCUGCAUUGGAGGAAGCUACCAAGGGUAACUUGAGCAAAAAAAUGAGAGAUUUGGUUCAUACAGGAGAAGAAAUAGUCAUUACCGAUCCAAACUUACCCAUAUCGCUAAGAAUAAUCAUUCACUUGGAAGGAGAGGAUGAAGAUCCAGAGUUUAAUAUACAUGCAUAG
Molecule: messenger RNA, 1287 nt
Organism: Lodderomyces theae
Lineage: Eukaryota; Fungi; Ascomycota; Pichiomycetes; Serinales; Debaryomycetaceae
Product: NEDD8-activating protein
Exons: 1
Coding region: 1-1287 (428 amino acids)
Biological process (GO): protein neddylation
Cellular component (GO): cytoplasm; nucleus
Molecular function (GO): NEDD8 activating enzyme activity
Source: RefSeq, a predicted model, not a curated record